ACAGGCGUAGUAAUUACUUAUAUUACUUUUAACUGCUUAAAAAAUAAAAAUGGUGUCCAAAAAAGUAUGCGCUAUAAAUCAUUGUAAAAAUGAUUUAAGUGGUCAACAGAGAUUGUCUUUUCACUCAUUUCCAAAAGACGUUCAUAUUUCUCAAGAAUGGGUUAAGUUUGCAAAAAAUUCAAAAAUAAAUGAAGUUAUGAGAACUUUUGGACAUUUACAUCUGAGUCUAAAUUAUAGUAUUUGUUCAAACCAUUUUAAACCAGAAGAUUUUGUACCGAACAGGGGUUCUAGUAGAAGAUUAUUGAAAUAUGGUGAAAUACCUUCAUUAAAUUUACCAGUUACAUCUCCUCCUUUAACUAAACCAUUGUUGAAAAGUUUAAAAUUAAAUUUCAAUAAUAUUUUUGAAAAUGAAAUGAAAAAAAAUCAAAUACACAGUCCAGUGUUUUGUAUGUAUAAAAAAUUUGAUCGUUUAUCAACUCCUAAAAAACUCACAAGUUCAAAAAAAAAACAUUCCGAGGAAAAUAAUGUUUUAACUGAAGAAUGGAAGAUACAUAAGAAUCCAGUAAAACGAUCACUUUUUGGAUCAGACCUAGAUGCAUCAACAUCAAAUUUAGCAAAUAUGUUACCAAAAAAUGAACAUAAUAUUAUGGAUGAAUCUAAAGCAGGUUUGAAUAUUUAUAAGAUGUUUCAUUUCCGGUCUGGGACAUGGUUUGUGUUGUAUUUUUUUGUAAUAUUGUAUUAA
Aphis gossypii (cotton aphid) is the source of this 742-nucleotide messenger RNA. RefSeq lists its product as uncharacterized. The transcript has 4 exons. The record is from RefSeq and is a predicted model, not a curated record. Gene Ontology annotation, molecular function: sequence-specific DNA binding. Lineage: Eukaryota; Metazoa; Arthropoda; Insecta; Hemiptera; Aphididae. Bases 50 to 742 code for a protein of 230 amino acids.